Dendrobium catenatum is the source of this 1500-nucleotide messenger RNA. RefSeq names its product probable pyridoxal 5'-phosphate synthase subunit PDX1.1. The record is from RefSeq and is a predicted model, not a curated record. The coding region runs from base 246 to 1184 and encodes 312 amino acids. Gene Ontology annotation, biological process: pyridoxine biosynthetic process; pyridoxal 5'-phosphate biosynthetic process; amino acid metabolic process. The transcript has a single exon. Gene Ontology annotation, molecular function: amine-lyase activity. Lineage: Eukaryota; Viridiplantae; Streptophyta; Magnoliopsida; Asparagales; Orchidaceae.
UAUUCCUUUCUCGGGCAUCCACUGGUUACCAGUUCUCCCCAACCCGCCACCCUUCGCACUCAAUCUCCACCUCUUCUCUCCGCCUCUCUACAACCAUUCAUUCAUUUAUAAAACAAGCUAUCUUGGUGUUCGUGACCCUCGCACCUUCUCUCCCUUAUCUCCCACUCAUCACUUCCAAUCCCCUCUUUCUCCUAUUCUAACCCUAGAUUUGCUACGGAUCCCAUAGAGUUAGCAAUCUGAACGCGAUGGAGGACAAUGGGGUCGUCACGGUUUACGGGAAUGGCGCUGCCCUAACAGAGCCUCCGAAGAAGGCGACGGCGUUCUCAGUGAAAGUAGGACUCGCGCAGAUGCUGCGCGGCGGGGUCAUCAUGGACGUGGUGAACGCCGAGCAGGCACGGAUUGCGGAGGAGGCCGGUGCCUGCGCGGUGAUGGCUCUGGAACGCGUCCCCGCUGAUAUUCGUGCGCAGGGUGGCGUCGCCCGGAUGAGCGAUCCCGGUCUUAUCAAGGAGAUCAAGCAGGCGGUGACUAUACCGGUCAUGGCCAAAGCCCGAAUAGGCCACUUCGUCGAAGCCCAGAUCCUCGAGGCCAUCGGUGUCGACUAUGUGGACGAAAGCGAGGUCCUCACCCCUGCCGAUGAUCACCACCAUAUCAACAAGCAUAACUUUCGCGUUCCCUUCGUGUGCGGCUGCCGGGACCUGGGCGAGGCCCUCCGUCGUAUCCGGGAGGGCGCUGCCAUGAUCCGCACCAAGGGAGAGGCUGGCACCGGCAAUGUUGUUGAAGCCGUUCGCCAUGUCCGUUCUGUUAUGGGAGAUAUCCGAGCCCUCCGGAACAUGGACGACGACGAGGUUUUCUCCCUCGCUAAGCGAAUUUCUGCCCCAUACGACCUCGUUAUGCAGACAAAACAGCUCGGUCGCCUCCCUGUCGUUCAAUUUGCUGCCGGUGGCGUAGCCACCCCAGCUGACGCCGCUCUCAUGAUGCAGCUUGGAUGCGAUGGUGUCUUCGUUGGUUCCGGCAUCUUCAAGAGUGGCGACCCUGCGCGCAGGGCCAAGGCUAUUGUGCAGGCUGUCACCAACUACACUGACCCGGAGAUCUUGGCAGAUGUUAGUAGCGGUCUUGGAGAGGCCAUGGUCGGGAUUAACCUCAACGACGCCAAAGUCGAAAGGUUUGCUGCCCGCUCCGAAUAGAUAGCAAUUACAUCAUUAUCCUUGAUUGAAGCACCGUGGAUGAGCCCCUGUUUGUUUGCUAAAAAAUGGUUACUUUCUUAGAUUUUUCUUCUUAUCUCUGAUAUUGCUGAAAUUGUGUUGUAUGGUUUCCUUCUGUUGUGGUCCUAUAUGUCAGAAGUUCUAUACAUUUUCGAUAAUCUCAUAUACUCUUAUACUCUUUUUUAGGCUUUUCGGUUUCACCUUAUGAUUUGGUGCAUGUAUAUGUUGCCAUAUGCAGCUCUCUGGUACCCAUUUUCACCAGUUCUUUACUGAAUGAAACUCAUAAAUUUUCCAUCUA